AUGUUUGGCUGCCUUGUGGCUGGGUGGCUAGUGCAAACAGCUGCUCAGCAGGAAGCAGAAGACAAGUUUGUCUUCGAUUUGCUCAACCACGAAAGCAUCAACCAUGUGAUGGUCUUCAUGCUGGGGACUGUGCCUUUUCCCGAGGGCAUGGGUGGGUUGGUCUACUUCUGCUAUGCCCAUGGUUUGCCACCACUGUGCUAUGCUGACAAGAACAAGGUGGCCAUUUGGCAGCUGCUGGGCUUUGUUACAAAUGAGAAAUGAAGUGCCAUCUUCCAAAUUUCCAACCUGAAAUCUGGGAAGGGCAGCCAGCAUCCUUUUGAAACCAGGAAUAUCCCUCAAACACCAUCAGUAGUCCAGAUAGGGAUUUCUGUGAAACUGCUGGAACUCUUGACUCAGCAAACCCCCAUAGUGAGUGCUACUGUAUCAUCAGUCAAUUCAUUCACUGCAUUCACACAAAAGAUGCUAGACAAUUUUUAUAAGUUUGCUUUGUCAUUUGCCAUCAUGCAGGCCCAGAUGACUCCAAACCUCUCUGAAGCUUUCAUUCCUGCCAAUGUAGUUCUUAAGUGGUACAAUAAUUUCCAUAGACAACUAACUGAGAAUCCUUUUGGAGUUGGAGAAAUUCAAUUUAACUGCAUUAAGACAUUACAAAAUAUCUGCUGCUUGAUGAGAAUAAAGUUAAAUUAA
Molecule: messenger RNA, 684 nt
Organism: Sphaerodactylus townsendi
Lineage: Eukaryota; Metazoa; Chordata; Lepidosauria; Squamata; Sphaerodactylidae
Product: protein Hikeshi-like
Exons: 2
Biological process (GO): protein import into nucleus
Cellular component (GO): cytosol; nucleus
Molecular function (GO): nuclear import signal receptor activity; Hsp70 protein binding
Source: RefSeq, a predicted model, not a curated record